UGGCCUCUCGAUCUCGUCUCACUUGCACUCAUAUCUCCACAGCAGUGACGCCAUCGACCCUCACACAGAAUGGCGACCCUAGAAGAAAGACACCCCGAGCUCUUCAGACCAUUGAGCAACGAGUCUCCCAGGGGCAAGAAGCGGACCGUUCCUCUGGAAUGUCUCUGUCUGGGCUUCAACCGCACAGGCACGGCGUCCAUGUGCAGCGCACUCGAGACCCUCGGCCUCCCCUGCUGGCACUCCACACAAUUCCUGUCCACACGAUUUGGUGACAUCGAGAUGUGGCAGGAGGCCGUGGACCGGAAGUUCUUCGGGGCAGGGCACAAGUUCGGGCGUAUGGAGUUCGACCAGCUACUGCACGACUACGGGGCGGUCUCAUCUGACACCCCAGCGAUCGCCUUUGCGGAGGACCUGGUGGAAGCAUACCCCGAAGCCAAGGUGGUGCUCGUGGAGCGGGACAUUGACUCCUGGUACCAGAGCUGGAUGGAUACAGUGAUCAAAAACACGUAUUCUCCGGUCGUCACAAUCGUGUACCAUAUCGAUCGGUUCUUUACCCACCCGAUCGGGAAAAUCCAUAAGACGACCUUCAAGGGGUGGGCGGGCAUUUCGGGCCCCAGGGAUGCGCCGCUCAAGAGCAAGGCCAAGUACCGCGAACAUUACGCGCUUGUCCGGAGGGUGACCCCGAAAGACCGGCUGCUGGAGUUCAAGCUGUCUGACGGCUGGGAGCCGCUUUGUGAGUUUCUGGGGAAGCCCGUGCCGGACAAGCCCUUUCCGCAUAUAAAUGAGAAGAAGUGGCUUGAUGAGAAGGUCCAGCUUGUGCUGAUGAGGGGAAUCAAACGUCUGGCGUGGAAAGUUUUGGUUUACUUCCUGGUGCCAUUGCUUGCAGCGGGCUUGUUCUACUAUGGGCUUAUGUGAUCUCCUGUGUGAAGCUUUUCAGUCUGUAGCGUACUGAAUGUAUAAACGCACUCCACAAAGCCUCCGUGCUCGGCUAAAUAUGAUUCUAUAGCUGGAAGGAAAAACAUACAGUCGACCAAACAAAAAAAAG
Molecule: messenger RNA, 1045 nt
Organism: Aspergillus uvarum CBS 121591
Lineage: Eukaryota; Fungi; Ascomycota; Eurotiomycetes; Eurotiales; Aspergillaceae
Product: sulfotransferase family protein
Exons: 2
Coding region: 70-915 (281 amino acids)
Source: RefSeq, a predicted model, not a curated record